AUGUUGAAUGGGGCUCUCCUUUUCUUUUGCUUUCGUGCCAACCAGACACCAAGCACCAUAAGACCAAUUGCCAGAAAGCCCAUGAAUCCAAUUGCCAUGACAACUCCGCCCUUCAUGCUCCCACCAUUUCUGGAUAUUGUGAUUGCUUUAAUAUUUGGAGCAGGUGUAGUUGAUCUUGCAGUGGGUUUCUCAGGGGAAAUUGCUGGAGGCAGGGGAGAAGGUGGAAUAAGAGAUGUGGUGAUGGGAGAAGGAGAUGCCAUCGAAAGUGGAGGGGGAUUUAACAAGAAUGGAGUCUGCGAAGAAGCAGGUGGUGGUGGAGGAGGUAAUGCAGGAGAGGAAGGGCUGGUGAGCUAUGACUUUAUAGCAGGAGGAGGUGGAGAAACUGAGGUAAGUGGUGUUGGGACUACAAUUGGCAGAGGAGGAAAGGGUGAAAGAGUUAGAGAUGGAGGUGCUAUGCCAAAGGGAGGGGAAGGUGAUACUUGUGGGGGAGGAGGAGAUGAUAAGUUUAUAGAUGGAGGGGGGCACCAGGGGGUGGGUGGUGGUGGCACAGACGGAAGGGGAAGGAGGGAUGGAGGAGGUAAGGAAGAGGAAGGGGGCGGUGUUGAUAAUGGUGGUGGUGAUGAUUGGGGUCGGGGAGAAGGGGAGAGGUAA
This is a messenger RNA of Coffea arabica (coffee), 651 nucleotides long. The record is from RefSeq and is a predicted model, not a curated record. Lineage: Eukaryota; Viridiplantae; Streptophyta; Magnoliopsida; Gentianales; Rubiaceae.